Molecule: messenger RNA, 846 nt
Organism: Pseudovirgaria hyperparasitica
Lineage: Eukaryota; Fungi; Ascomycota; Dothideomycetes; Acrospermales; Acrospermaceae
Exons: 4
Coding region: 1-846 (281 amino acids)
Source: RefSeq, a predicted model, not a curated record
AUGGGGCGUGGUGUUGAAUUUGGAUGUACACGGCCAAUAGGAAGGAAGGAUGUGGCCGAGUUGUUUGCGUUUGCGAGGGAAGAGUGGUUGCUACAGGGCAACGGGACGAUUGUGUGGGAUGCGACGCGUAUACAUGAGCGACUUUGGAACGAGCGUGGCAUUGAGAUGCAUACUUCCGUGGGAUUCGUCCUUAGCGAUGGUGCGAAUCAUCUUACCGUGGGGGAACUGCUCAACGUUUUCGCCGACAUCGAGUGUGAGACCGCGUGCUAUGACGGCUUUUUCGUUACAGCUCGAGAUUGCCGGCCGCCCAAUGCUAAAACUAUGAAGACGGUCUCGCUCAAGUCAACUCGUCUGGUACCGCCAAAGAGAUCGCCAACAGCGUCCUUAGCCAGCUCCAAUCACCACGGUCCCGGAUGCUCAGCUCGGGAUGAGAGCUCGGGGCAUGACUCAGCGCUCAAUCGGUUCAAGAAGCGUAUCAGUUUCAUCACUGCCGAGUGUCAGAUGGGUGCAUGCAAUGCCCGUCCUUCAAAUGCGAUGACUUUACGCCCUCCGCACCCAUCCGAUUCCAAAAAGCAUGCACACGACGCUGAACAGUCUGGACAGGAAGUCUGUUACUUCUCACUUUUCUGCCAUGGCCGCCGCGAACAAGGCGCGCAUCAGUUGAAAGUUUCACACGGGUUCGGGACAUACUUGAGGGCAGCAGUUGCGAGUCUACUUAGGAGUGUCGUUACCGAGUUUCCAGAUCUUGUAGCCGAGAGUUCGGCGUGUUGGGAGUUUGUGGAGAUCGUGGGCGAUCGGGGGCUGUUGGAUGAGGUGCCCGGGAGGAUGGAGGGCGAGAUUAAGUAA